Molecule: messenger RNA, 1137 nt
Organism: Hansenula anomala
Lineage: Eukaryota; Fungi; Ascomycota; Saccharomycetes; Phaffomycetales; Wickerhamomycetaceae
Exons: 1
Coding region: 1-1137 (378 amino acids)
Source: RefSeq, a predicted model, not a curated record
AUGGAGUUCAGUUCAGCUAAAGGGAUAUUAGUAGUUGAUCCAAUAGAGGCCAGAAAUAUUUGCAUCAAGCGAGCAUCUUCAAAUGUCUACUGUCUCUUCCAAAUUGACAAUAGAGUCUAUCGCUCAAAGACAACAGCCUUCAAAGUCCCUAGUUUACCCAGAUGGAAAGAGGACUCACAAUGCAGGUUUGAUAUUGAUCCAGGUGUAACGCCAUUGCUCAAAGUGUUUGUUCUUGAAAAGACAAAUGGCCUUCCUUUGGUUGUUGGUAAAGGGGAAUUAAACCUAAUCGAUAUAUUCUAUGAAAAGAAAUCAGAUAGAUGGGUGAAACUUUCACCAAUGGGUCAACUAGACUUAGAGCUCACGUUUUAUCAAGCAGCUCCAAUGCUACCAAGAAAGACUCUUCCCAACCCAAAAGUGCCCCCAAAACAUCCUCAGAGAGAAGGUGAAAUAAAAGAAAACUUAAAGCAGAAGGUAUCGUCUGUUGAUCAGGUCUUCGAGGAAGAAAAUAGAGAAGAGAGACAUCGUCUACGGCAGCUUGCCAAAAAAGUGAAACGAAGAUACAGAGAAUCAAGAUCAAGUCGAGAGUUUGUGAUGAAGGAACAAUUGAAGAAGAUGACAAACGAUGAGUUAUUGUAUGUUGAGGUGAACCAGAAGAUUGAAAAAGCUUUACCAGAUGUUCCAGGGGAUGAUUCCGUGAAAAUAGAAGAGAAUAUCCCUGAUAUUAAUGUGCUAUCUAUUGACACUGAAAGUAUUUCACAGAUCGACUUGAAUAAAUUACCAUUUUCUGCUGAUUCCAUAGGUACACACAUGAUUACAAAACUUGAUGAAUUGAAAGCUCAACAAGAAAAACAAAAAGAAGAAGAUUCCAAAAAGAUGUAUACUCCACUAUCCACUGAAGCCUUUUCAAUUAUAUCAAGACUGGAAAGAGGUCGUGCUAGACCAAAAGACUUGCAAGUUGAAGGAGGAGCAUCCGACUAUAAAGGUGAUGGUACUUGGGGUAAAGGUAGAUUAACUGAUGCUGCUUAUACAGGUGAAAGACCCAGACUUCCUCCUAAAAUUCCAUAUGGGAUGAAUGCUGAGGAGUACUACAUGCUACAGAGAAGAGAAUAUGUUGACUACUUCAAAACAGUAGUUUAA